Molecule: messenger RNA, 951 nt
Organism: Anarrhichthys ocellatus (wolf-eel)
Lineage: Eukaryota; Metazoa; Chordata; Actinopteri; Perciformes; Anarhichadidae
Product: dipeptidyl peptidase 2-like
Exons: 6
Coding region: 170-739 (189 amino acids)
Biological process (GO): proteolysis
Cellular component (GO): vesicle
Molecular function (GO): serine-type exopeptidase activity; dipeptidyl-peptidase activity
Source: RefSeq, a predicted model, not a curated record
AAGGUGCCCAUCUGCCAACAAAACGCUUGUAAACGCGUUUAAAGCAAGAAAUGGUGAUGAAAUGUAUGAAUGACGAGUGUACAGGGUGUACCGUAUGUACAUCAUGUAAGUGACAUGAGUGGGGUGAUGGUGAUGACAUCACUUUUAUUUUCAGGUGGCCUGUGAAACUAUGCUGAGUGGACCUGAUCUACUCACCAGCCUCAGGAACACUGCAGGGAUUGUGUACAACUCCAGUGGGCUGCUGCCCUGCUUCGACCUGUACAGUCUGUACGUGGAGUGUGCCGAUCCCACCGGCUGUGGACUGGGUCUGAACAGCCUGGCCUGGGACUAUCAGGCGUGCACAGAGAUCGAUCUGUGCUUUGAGAGCAACAACGUGACGGACAUGUUUCCUCCGAUGGCCUUCACCAAGACGGACCGCCAGCUCUACUGUGCCAAACGCUGGGCUGUGGUUCCACGAGCUGACUGGCUCAAAACCCAGUUCUGGGGUGACGCCCUCUCCACAGCCAGCAACAUCAUCUUCUCCAACGGAGACCUGGACCCAUGGGCCAACGGAGGGGUGCGCAAGACCUUGAGCUCAUCAGUGAUUGCUGUCAACAUCUCUGGAGGAGCCCAUCAUCUGGAUCUGAGAGGAUCCAAUGAUGCCGAUCCAGAGUCAGUCAUCAGCGCCAGGAAGACGGAAGCCGACCUCAUUGCACUGUGGGUGGAGAUGGAGCGGACCAGACUACAGCGCUCACUUUAGAGCUCCGGUUCUCCUCAGUAUCAGGACUGGAACAGUGAGUCCACCUGUGUGUCACAGUUCCAGUCUGCAUACUAAGAGCGUGUAGAGCAGGGUAUUCAGUUACAACUCCUAAAGGUCCAGAUUGACAAAAUCUCCUCCGGUCCCGAACAUUACAAUAAUAUCUAAGUUGCACUAUCUAUCUAUCUAUCUAUCUAUCUAUCUAUCUAUCUAUC